CACCCUGCUUCAGCCCUGCAGGGGCAGAGCCUGCAGUGAAGCUGCAGCUCCCACCGCCCCGGCAGCCCCCUGCUCCUGCCUGCACCCUGCGGCUCUGCCUUCCCUGGUCCGAGCUCACUGGGGGCCAGGGGGCUGCCCCUGGAUCCUGAUGGCAGUGGGCGCUUUUCUCCCCAGGGCUCCAGGCUGGGACACACCUUGUCCUCCUGCCCGCCAUGGUGGCGAUGCUUCUCCUCUGUGUGAGCGCUGGCCCAGCAGCACCCACCCCUGGGUCCCGGAGUGGGUUCCCUGCAGACUGCAGCCACCUCCACAAGAACAGCCCCAGUGGGGUGUACGUCAUCCAGCCAGCAGCGUCACCCCCACGUGUGGUGUGGUGCGACAUGGACACCGAAGGCAAGGGCUGGACGGUUGUCCAGAGAAACUCUCACGACACUGAGCUCAUGUGGAAGCAGUCCUGGACCACCUACAAGUACGGCUUCGGGAACGUGCAGGGUGAUCACUGGCUGGGCACCGAGUACCUGCACCUGCUGACACAGCAGGGCACCUACAAGGUCCGCUUCAUUGUGCGGAAUAAAGCCAACGUCACCCAUUACGCCGAGUAUGACAUCUUCAGAGUGGAGAACGAGGCCAGCGGGUACCCACUGAGGCUAGGCCGGUUUUCUGGUGAUGGGGAUGACUAUCUGACCAGCUAUCACCCCAAGAAGGGGGGCAUUCAUGACAACAUGAAGUUCAGCACAACUGACAGGGACCAGGACCAGUACAGUGGGAACUGUGCCAACAGCUACGGUGGCUGGUGGUACGACAGGUGUCAGAAUGUCCUGCUCAAUGCCAAAAACCACAUCCUCUGGCCAGGAUUCUGUGAUAAUGGCGACUGCGCAUCCUCCCUCAUCCUGGUCAAACCCACAGACGUGUGCUGACCGUGCCACAGCGCCCAGCCUCCUGGGGGUUUGGGGAAGUGCCACCCUCCCCAGCUCAGUGCCCCGUUCCCGUGCCUGCCAACAGCCCCGUGCCAACCCUGGGACACA
Messenger RNA from Athene cunicularia (burrowing owl), 1022 nucleotides. RefSeq names its product fibrinogen-like protein 1-like protein. Lineage: Eukaryota; Metazoa; Chordata; Aves; Strigiformes; Strigidae. Bases 213 to 914 code for a protein of 233 amino acids. The record is from RefSeq and is a predicted model, not a curated record. The transcript is spliced from 2 exons.